Molecule: messenger RNA, 196 nt
Organism: Racocetra persica
Lineage: Eukaryota; Fungi; Glomeromycota; Glomeromycetes; Diversisporales; Gigasporaceae
Source: the annotation of a GenBank genome assembly
AUGGCUUGUCGAUUCUGUAAUAUUCGCAGUAUAUAUAAUAAUCAUAUUUAUUAUCUAUUAAAUUCUAAUUUACGAUCUUUAUCUCAUGAUCUUGUUAAUCUUCCAAUGCGGUCACAUGAAGAAUAUAAUGAAGAUAUAACAACAAUUAAGCAAUUGCAGUUCGAAUCUGAUAGAAAUAGACAAAUAAACUUGCGAG